Messenger RNA from Wasmannia auropunctata (little fire ant), 2641 nucleotides. RefSeq names its product D-beta-hydroxybutyrate dehydrogenase, mitochondrial. The record is from RefSeq and is a predicted model, not a curated record. The transcript is spliced from 6 exons. The coding region runs from base 325 to 1290 and encodes 321 amino acids. Lineage: Eukaryota; Metazoa; Arthropoda; Insecta; Hymenoptera; Formicidae.
AGGUAGGCACGGCCGAGUAUCGCAUAUACCGUUCCUCCUCGUAGGCAUUCCAAGCGGGAAUUCUCGAAAGCCAGUUGUGCUGUAGAAACCGUGGUGCGGCUUGGUGCCCGCUCGCCGGUACUUUCGACCCGGUCGUAAAGCCGACCGACGUUUCGCUCCGGUCCCGGCCGCUUUCAGUAACACGGAAUUUCGCCACGAAAACGGACACGAUCGUUUUGCCUAUCGGUUGGACUAUCGGAGUCGCAAGCCCGGCCCGGAGGCCCCACACCCGAGGCGAACCCGUGCAUAAAAUUCUGAACUCCAACGCGCCAAUCAUCGGUCACAAUGGAUGUCGAAACCGGGGCCAUUUUGGCCCUGCAGAUAUUGGCACUGUGCUCGAUAGUCGCAGCCCUGCUGGCUUACCUGAUGCGACAGUCCAGGAAUGCCGCCGACGAGUACGAGUCGCGUAACAAACGUCACGUACUCGUUACCAGCUGUGAUACAUGCGUAGGCCUGCAGAUCGCCCUUGCACUUUACGAAGCCGGCUACAAGGUGUUCGCGGGUCUGCUGGACCCAACGGGCGGCUCGCCGUCGGUCAAAAUCUUGAAGGCGAUCGAGCUCGAGCGGCAGAAAGAGGACGAGCCCGACGGUGCGAGCGACGGUGGUCCGCAGCAACCGGAAGCCGCACGUGCCCGCGGUCAAAUCGUGCCAUUGGAGCUGGACCCGACGAGGGAGGACAGCCUGCGCGCUUGUUUGGACGCCGUCAGGGCGAAACUUCCGGCCGGCGAGGAUGGUCUCUGGGCGGUCGUGCACACGGGCGGCUUGGUUUUACCAGGUGUCAUAGAAAAACAGACCAGCUCGAUGUGGGAGUCCAUGCUGCGUCACAACUUGGUUGCUCCGCUCAGGACAGCCAGGGUAUUCAUCCCUCUUUUGCGCAUCAAGAGAGGCCGCAUCGUUCUUUUGGGCGACUCCGAGACGAGCUACGGCGGCAAGGCGGGCGCCGGGCUGGUGGCGUUCAGCGCGUCCCGCAGAGCCGUGGAGGGUGCCGCGGAGGCGUUAAAAAGCGAAUUACAUUCAUCGGGCGUCGACGUCGUGCUUCUCAAACCGCCGCCCGUGAAUCCCCUCGUUCUUUAUGCAUCGCCCGUUCUCAAGACGGCCGACGUGGAGUCUGGCGUAACAGUCACGGAAGGGACGUGGACCGCUCCGCUAUCGAUUCAUUCCGUACAGAGCGCUCUGAUUCCUGCGAUUACGACGUCGUGUCCUCUAAGCGUUUACGAUAUGUCCGUCAAGCCGAGGCUCUUCUGUCGAUAAUCUCCACGUCCACGUUCGUGUAAACCGGACCGAAAGAUCGCGCGAGACGUAAUAAUAACGUGGGGACUCCUCGAGUCGAUGCGAUACGCGGGAACAAUGGGAACGUCGAAUAUAUAAUGGUACAUCCGCGCAUGUGUUCCGCGCGGCCGCCGCCGCCGUGCCGGUGUCAUUUGCGCUGACGUGUCAUCCCGCGUGCCCUAAAACGUCACAUGCGGCGGAUUUCUUUCUCGGUUUAGCAGGCAGGCGACACUUCCCGCGUGUGAAUGAUGUCAUUUUUUUUUCAUGCGUCCGUCCCGGUGCGGUAUCAAUUAUGAAUUCUCUUGCUUUUGUUCCCACGUCCAUUUUUGUAUCGCGCUCGCUGUCAGGCCCCGAGCAUCGAUUCGAGAUGUUUAAUAAAACAGCCAGUAAUUUUCAUCGCCACUAAAUAAAUUCGUGAUAACUUAACUCUUAAUAAACGCGCGUUUUUCAUCCCUCCCUCCGUCGAGAGAAAAAUCAUUUGAACGCCGUUUACAUUAUAAAAAUAAGAUGGUUCCCAAAGUAACUAUCACACAAUCUAUAUAUUUGAAAAUUGCACAUUGAAAGCCCGGUGGAUUUUUCUUCGAUUGCGAUGUUUAAAUAUUUGGUUGUGUUGCGACUUCGCGAAAUGUAUACUUCAAGAGGUUGAAACGGAAAAUGUGUUUUACUUGAAAGGUUCCGGUGGACGUGUGCGUAAAGUUAAAGGAGGUUUCUACAUUUGCGCGUGUGUAAAUAUUAAAUCUAUAAUAUAUAUAAAAUGCCUGAGUAACUUUCGUAGAUUUGAAAUUGCACAACGAAUGUAUUUUAAUUACGAGUAUUUUAAUUUUCAUAAUUUUUUAAAAAGCAAGUGUACGAUAAAUAAUCUUUUUCCCUACAAUUAUUUUUUCAAACGGAGUUGUCAAUAAGAGUUUGCUUUUAAAUGAACUUUUAAUAACAUUAAUAUAUUUUAUUUCUCUUAUCCGCCUUUACAUCACAGUUGAAGUGAUAUAAAAAUAAUGUGCGUAAUAUUUCUUCGUGUCUUCAAAUCCACAACAGUUAUUCAGCCGUUCCCGCUGGUAGACCAUAUAUUCUAUAUAAUUAUAUACGUCAACCCUUCAUAAAAGCUAUCUGUAUUUAUAAAGCAUGAUUAGAAUGUGAAGCAUCUGCCAAUAAAUCUAUUUUUAGAUAGAAACAAUAGAUUUUUCUUAAUAAAAAUAUCGUAACGUAUACAUGGUGUAGUUGUAUUGUAAGUUAAAAUAGAAAGUGCAAUAUAUCCUCUGCGAUGUAACAUCGAUAAUAAGUUUUGUAUGUACUGUUUGUCAAAAUAUGUAUAAAAUAAUAUAUGGAAAGAAGAAAA